Papilio polytes (common Mormon) is the source of this 2153-nucleotide messenger RNA. It is a transcript of the gene Adat1, whose product is annotated as tRNA-specific adenosine deaminase 1. NCBI's taxonomy places the organism in Eukaryota, Metazoa, Arthropoda, Insecta, Lepidoptera, Papilionidae. Bases 175 to 1485 code for a protein of 436 amino acids. The record is from RefSeq and is a predicted model, not a curated record. Gene Ontology annotation, molecular function: RNA binding; adenosine deaminase activity. Gene Ontology annotation, biological process: RNA processing. The transcript is spliced from 2 exons.
UGGAUUUUUUCUAGUUAAAAAAAUAUUAAAACAGUUUGCUACUAAUAACAAUUUGUAUUAAGUAUAAUAUAAUUAGAUUUUUAGUUUUCUCUUAUCCGUUGUUCAUGGUCUUGUUGACCCAUGGAAGAAAGAACAUAAAAGUCGUAACCGGGAUAGAUCAUAAAAAAGUGCAAUAUGGUGGAAUUUACUGAUGAAUUUGUUGACAAAAUUGCAUUAGAAUGUAUACAAUCGUUUAAUAAAAUACCGAAAAUUGGCAGACCCGGCGCUGGAGAGUGGACAAUUUUAUCAUGUAUUGUUCAGUUGGAUACAACAACCCAAAGGUACGAAGUUGUAUCAAUAGGUACUGGUUCGAAAUGUAUUGGAGCGUCUAAAAUGUCACCGGAAGGGAUAAAAGUCAACGAUUGUCAUGCCGAAGUGAUUGCGAGGAGGGGACUGAUGUUGUAUAUUUAUGAAAACAUAGAAAAGGCAAUAACUAGUACAUCACCACAGGAGUCGAUAUUUGUAAAAGAAAAUGGACGAUUUAAAUUGAGAGACAAUAUUGAAUUCAUAUUUUAUUCAUCUCAAAUGCCAUGUGGAGAUGCUUCUAUCAUACCUAAAUCGAAUGAAAAUGAAUUUGGGAAAAUCGUAACUUCGCGUAAACGUGACGCUGAGGACGAAAAUAAUGAAAUGGAAAGUAAAAAAUUAAAGAUAGAUGAAGAUGAUAUUCAUAGAACUGGUGCAAAAUGUUUGCCGCAAAAUGAACAGGAUCCUAAGGAGCCAGGAGCAAAAUAUCACUUGUUAGGACAGGUGCGGACAAAACCAGGAUUAGGUGACCGAACUCUGUCUGUGUCAUGUAGUGACAAAAUUGCUAGAUGGAUUCAUGUGGGUAUCCAAGGAGCUCUUUUGGAUAUGCUGCUAGCAGAACCUCUUUAUAUAAAACAUUUUAUCUUUGGAGGCGGAGUGCCAUUCUCUAAGGAAUCACUUGCUCGUGCUUUCUUACACAGAAACAGGGAAGAACAAAUAACAGUACCUGUUACUCCAUACAUUUAUCAAACGUCAACUAUUUUCCAUAUUAUGAAAUGUGAACAGAGACCCCAGCCAUCACCUGGAAGCAUUUUAAUAGUUAAUUUUGGUGUAAUUGAGGUAGUGGUACAUGGUAAAAGGUUGGGUGUGACAAAGAAAAUGGAAAGAACAAGGAAAAUUGCACUGUGCAUAUCAAAAUAUUAUAUGUAUCGCAGAUUCUUGCAUAUAUUGCAAAAUGAUCCAAGUUUACGAGAAAAAAUUGCAGAUGGUGAAUUAGAGAGUAUACCUUACAAUGUUAUGAAGAAGAAAUCUCAACGUUAUUAUGAAAAUUGGUAUAAAGUGAGAGAUAAUUUUUUCAAAUCAUGGACAGUUAAACCUGAUAUGUUUUCUUUCUGUAUAACAACCAAAGAGUUAGCGACAAAUGCAGUUGAUAUUAAGAAAAGAAGACAUUGGUUGGAACAUGUAAAAGCUCUAUUGGUAUGAAUAUUGAAGCAGUUAAGUCAUAUACAGAAUUAUUUAAGAAGUCAUUAAGAGUCUUUCUUAAUGUAGAUUUAGUGAAGUCUAAAAUGGCUGGAUUGAUUUUUAAUUGUACUUGGACGGAAGUUAUCUGAUGUUUUUUGGAAUAAUAGGCUAGUUUUUUCUUCACUGAUAAAGUUGCGUGAAAGGAGACAUGAUCAAGAAGGGAGUGAUGACUGAGAAGAUGUAUGAUGAGAGAUGUGGAGGACAAAAACCUGUUGCGCCGACCUUACGGGAGAAUGGUAAGGAGGAAGAUGAUGAUGAAGAAGUUGCGGGCGACUACAUUAGUCUGCAAUAAAAUACUGUGUAAGAGAAACAAGUCUCUGACUGGCUGAAAAAGUGCGGCUGUACAAUAAAUAUAGAUUUAAGUUAUAAUUUUAUGUUAGUUGUUAAUGGCUCCAUUAAGGCAUUGUGUUUUAGUACUACAUAUUUAGUUAAUUACAUAAUGUAAUUGUGGUGUACGAAAUAAAACACGGGCGUUAGGUUCGAGAUGUAUAAUCCGACUAACUUAAGAAUGUACAAUAUUUGGUAUAACCCGACCGCUGAAAUAUAGGUAACCUAUGUCACAGUAAUUAAAUAAGUUUUAAAUGUAUGGUAUAAAUAUAUGUAUUAUGCAAAAACAUUCACAUUAAUAA